Cyanistes caeruleus (blue tit) is the source of this 2250-nucleotide messenger RNA. Lineage: Eukaryota; Metazoa; Chordata; Aves; Passeriformes; Paridae. The record is from RefSeq and is a predicted model, not a curated record.
GCUCAUAAGUACGAGGGGGCGGCCCACUUCGCUCUGUUUGCCGCCGUCCUGGUCUGGCUUCUCACCCUGGCACUCUUCGGGCUGAGCCUGCUGGGGCGCUGGGAGCUGGUGCCCUGGCUGGGCUCCCGCUGGCUCCUCACCAACCUGGUGCACGACCUGGCUCUGGGUUUGGGGCUCUAUGCAGCUGCCACUGGCAUUAUGGGUCACAAGGCCAAGCAGAGAAGCUUUUGCAACCUGCCGGGCUACAGCCAGCACUGCCUUUACAGUGCCUACCUGAGCGCCUCCAUCUGUGGGGGCAUCACUGCCUGCCUGUACCUCUUCUCCGGGCUCUAUUGCCUAUCACGGCGUUGCCAGGACCAGCGAGACAUCAUCUGAGAUCCUGUGCCACUUGGCUCCCCUUCUCAGCCGCAGACAGAACACUGCCUGUCUUUGGGAUGAAAUGACCCUGCCACCCAUCCCCUCCUGGCUGACUGCACUGCAAUUCCUCCAGAGAAUCCUGCACAGACGGAUGGACAGACAGAGGCCUUCGCCGAGCACGGCUUCCCCUGCAGCGCACUGAGACAGCGUGGACACCCAGCCACUGCACAGGCCCUUCUUCCACCCUUGGACAGAUGUAGGCUACUGCAAGUGGAAGGACCCAAAUGGAGAGCCCCCAAGAGGCAUACCAAUCUUUGUGAGCCCCUCCUAGAACUCAAGCCAAAAUCCCCUGUCCCUGGUCUUGCAGACGCUGCAUGCUCAGGUGGGUGCCAAGUUUUCCCUGGGGUGGAGGGGGACUGGCCUAGGGGAGCUGAGCUGGGGGCAGCAAUGCCUAGUGGAGUUGGAUGGGCAUAAACUCCCCUGACCUGCUGGCAGCCCUGUCUCGACAUUCCAGCUGCAUGGCGCCUCCACAGUUCCCUAGGGGAGGCCCUGAACUUGGCUUCCCCAGCCGGGCCCUUCCUUCUGCCUGGCCUGAAAACAUCUUUCAUCUUAUUGGAGCCCCAAAGGGCUCAGUGCCUCCCUGCCCUUCACUCAGAGGGUGUGGAGACACCCAGAUACUGCAUGGCCAGAGCAGCAUCACCCCAGUCCAGUUUGGAGACUGAGCAGGCCUCUGUUGCUGUGGAGGGAGGGGAAGGACAAGUGGAACCGUAAACCCUGGGCUAAAUUCCUCCAGUGCUAGAAUUUGUAUAGUCCUGGGAUGGGGCCAGGUGCCCCAGGGGUUGAGGGGAGCCAGUCAUGGGGUUGUUCUCUCCUCCUGCCAUCCCUGCAGAGAGGUUUGUGGCUCCUAGCCACCCAGAGCCACUGAACCAGCCCUGUGGCCAGGCUACUCCAAAAGGGAUGGAAACAGCCUCACUGAUGGAGACCAGCCUACAGCCCUCCCUGUCUCUGCUGCACUUGGUUUAUCAUCCUGGAAAAUUUUCAUCUCUGGACUCUCUGGGACUGGGCAGUGCCUGGAGACUGUGGUGAGGUGGAGGGGAAGGGUGAACCUUGCAGCAUGGCAGUGCUAGGCUGUGCUGGCACUGUCCAUAGGGGAACUGCGACCAGGCAUUGUGGGAGCACAACCCAUCUUGGAGAACAGAAGAGGACACUGGCACUGGAACCAGCCCAGCCCUGGAUUAGCCUCCACAACCCACCAGGUCCCAAGCCCUGAUGAGGCCAUGUAGAGCUGACUAGAGAAAUUGGUGGCCAGACAGAAUUUUUAGAGCAGCAGCACCACACUGGGACUGUACUGCCACAAGACCUCCUCACCCUGCCUGGAGGCAGGUCCUCUCUAUUGCUUGCAGUGCAAGGGAGGGUCUGCUCCGGUCUCUGUGUAGACUCAGAUCAGUGAGAUGUGUGUCCUCAGCAGCUGGCCACAGCUGCCUGUUGCCUGGGGUUGCCUGGAGCCUUUUUUGAGGUGGAGAGCAGCAGCCAUGAUUCCCCUGGGGGGGAAUCACACUAUGAUUAGUGAUGUCUGGGAUUGGUACUGGAUCACCACUUCCAUCAUGAUGUACUGUCCCAGUGGAUACCCCAUAUGCUCAGGGGCCCUGCCAAGCCCCAAGCCAUGUACCCCUUCCCUGGGUAGGACGUGCUGUCUGUGCACUGUGUCAAGGCUGGUCCCUGACACCGCCUGCCUCUGCCUUACUCUGGUGCAGCCCUUGUGCCAAAAUGUCCUCGGUGCUUCUGCCACCACAAGUGCCUUCCCCUGGCUUUCUGCAGCCCUGUCUGUCACAUCAGCUCCAUCCCCCUACAGCCUCCUUUCAGGUGCCACAAAUAAAGCAAUGUUGGCACUCA